Oryza sativa Japonica Group (Japanese rice) is the source of this 2370-nucleotide messenger RNA. Its product is annotated as cytochrome P450 CYP94D108. Gene Ontology annotation, molecular function: heme binding; monooxygenase activity; oxidoreductase activity, acting on paired donors, with incorporation or reduction of molecular oxygen. NCBI's taxonomy places the organism in Eukaryota, Viridiplantae, Streptophyta, Magnoliopsida, Poales, Poaceae. The record is from RefSeq and is a predicted model, not a curated record.
GCAAUCCAUGUCUUCUUAUCCCAGAAACAUUGAUACUGAUACAGAUCACUUGUCUGCCAGUCACAAGCCUCAUGCCAAAAGCUCCUCUCACACACUCACUCUCUCGCGCCAUGAAAUUCUCCUCGACCUCAACCCCUUUAUUCAUCCUCCUCCUCCCUUUCCUGCCUCUCCUAUACUUUCUCUACCUGUACCAGGAUACCAAGAAGCAGCCUGCAGGUUCCAAUGGACUCAAGUCCUACCCUGUAGUCGGCACGCUGCCGCACUUCGCCAAGAACAGGCACAGGUUUCUCGAGUGGUCGACCGACGUAAUGAAGCGCAGCCCCACGCACACCAUGACGUUCAAGGCGCUUGGCCUCACAGGCGGCGUCAUCACAGCCAACGUGGCCAACGUCGAGCACAUACUAAAGACUAACUUUAGUAACUACCCGAAAGGCGAGCUCUCCGUGUCCUUGCUCGAGGACUUGCUUGGCCACGGCAUCUUCAACUCCGACGGCGAGCAGUGGCUGUGGCAGCGGAAGGCCGCAAGCUACGAGUUCAACCAGCGCUCGCUGAGGAGCUUCGUGGUGGACACCGUCCGGUUCGAGGUCGUCGAGAGGCUGCUGCCGCUGCUGGAGUGGGCGCGGCGCGACGGCCGGACGCUGGACGUGCAGGAUGUGCUCGAGCGCUUCGCGUUCGACAACAUCUGCCAUGUGGUGUUCCACGAGGACCCGGCGUGCCUCGCCGAGGACAGCAUGGUCUCGUCCCAGAGCGCGGAGUUCAUACGCGCGUGCAGCGACGCCCAGAACGCCAUCAUUGCCCGGUUCAUGUCGCCGGUGAAGUCGCUAUGGCGCGUCAAGAGGCUGUUCAACUUGGACCCGGAGAGGCGGAUGCGAGAUGCGCUCACCACGAUUCACGGUUACGCCGACCGGAUCGUACGGGAGCGCAGGGCGAGAGGGGAGGCCGGGCUGGCGCGCAGCGAUGACUUCCUGUCGCGCUUCGCCGCGGGCGGUGAGCACAGCGACGAGAGCCUCCGCGACGUGGUGACCAACUUCCUCAUCGCCGGGCGCGACUCGACGUCGUCGGCGCUGACCUGGUUCUUCUGGCUGGUGUCCAGCCGGCCCGACGUGGAGGACAAGAUCGUGCACGAGAUCCGCGCGGUGCGGAGCGCGUCGAGCAGCGGCGGCACAAGCAGCGCGACAUUCAGCUUCGACGAGCUGCGCGACAUGCACUACCUCCACGCGGCCAUCACCGAGUCCAUGCGGCUGUACCCACCCGUGCACCUGGACACGCACAGCUGCAAGGAGGACGACUUCCUGCCGGACGGCACGUUCGUGGGGAAAGGGUGGCUGGUGACCUAUUGCGCGUACGCCAUGGGACGUGUGGAGGACAUCUGGGGCGCGGACUGCGAGGAGUUCAGGCCGGAGCGGUGGCUGGACGAGGCGGGCGCGUUCCGGCCGGACAGCCCGUUCAAGUACCCCAUCUUCCACGCCGGACCAAGGAUGUGUCUCGGCAAGGAGAUGGCAUACAUACAGAUGAAGUCCAUCGUGGCGUGCGUGCUCGAGCAGUUCAGCCUCCGGUACGCCGGUGGCGACGGACACCCAGGGUUCGUGCUCUGGUCGACUCUGCGAAUGGAAGGAGGCCUGCCGAUGCAAGUGACCACCAGGGAGUAAUCAUCGUCCACUUCAUUGCUAGAGUUGCUCUUGCUUUGAUCCCAGAAAUAAAGCAUGAAUGGUUUUCUUGUUUUCCCUAUAGAUGGCCAAAUGAGUCGCUCGACACGGCCUGGCCUAGCACAACCAAAGCAUGGUCUGAGAUCAGUCAGUCAGGCCGUGCUCGCCCACUGGUUGCACCUACGACCCAAUAUGACACAGGCUGUGCCAUGCUGGUCUGAAGGCACAACCAGUCUAACGUGCUCGUCCUUGCAAUAAGUCUAUUUUGCCUCCCUCAUUUCUUUGGGUCGUGUCUUGUAUAUCUAGAAUACAUCUAUUUUGCAUCUCUCAUCUCUUUGGGCCGCCCAUUGACGAGCUACGGCCUAUGGGAGCGGGGGAUCAUUGGGCCGUGCCGUGCUAGAUCGGCACGUCGUGGCGAGGAAGAGGCUCAGGCACGACAAUUCAUGUGAGCUCCAACAGGUACAGACAUUCGCCAUUCGGGGGAAUAUAGUUGGCCAAAAGAUCCGCAGCUCGACAACCCGACCCACAACAUGGAGAGGCGUAGCCCACAACGGAACCAUAAUGGCAUGGUUUUAUAUUUUGGAAAGGAAAAACAAUCGAGGAAGAGAGGCGAUUGAUCUGAAAUUGUGGAGAUUUUGAAAUAUUCUACCCAAGUUAAUUUAAAAUUUAGAUAAAAUUUGUAUAAAAUUUACUAAAUUCAUAAAAUUAAAAUUUUCGGAUGAAA